ACGCCACCACACACACACUCAAAUGCCUCAGCAGUUGAACCUCUAUCUUUUCGUUUACAAUUCCCUUCAGGCCUUCGGAUGGGCAAUUUCUCUCUCUAAACUUUUGAUCAACUUUGUCUCCACCAAAUCAGUCAAUGGCGCCUACGCUUCUGCUGGAGAAUUAAUCUGUUUGUUGCAAACUGUUGCAUUCUUGGAAGUUAUACAUGGAGCCAUAGGUAUUGUUCCAAGUGGGGUGUUGCUUCCUCUGAUGCAAUGGGGUGGAAGGACCCAUUUUCUGUUGGCAAUUGUUCGUCGCAUCCAUGAGAUCCAGGAGUUACCAUCAGUGUUCAUAACUUUUGUUGCUUGGAGCUUAUCAGAGGUUAUCAGGUAUCCACAUUAUGCUUUGAGUUGCAUGGGCAGUUCUCCGUCCUUGCUCAACUACUUCAGGUACACUGCUUUUAUUGUGUUGUUUCCAAUUGGAGUUGGUCCUGGUGAAAUAUGGCUUAUGUACCAAGCACUUCCAUUUAUAAGGAAGAAAAGCCUGUAUGCAGAUGCCUUUGUUGGUCUUCCUUUCAGCUAUUAUAACUUUGUCCAGGUUUUGCUUCUCUGCUAUCCAUUGCUAUGGCUGAAAAUUUACCUGCAUUUGUGGAAGCAACGAUCAUCGAAACUGGGUAAAAACCAAGGGAAGAAGAAGAAAAUUUGACCAGUUUGACAUUAUUUCAAUUACCAAUCUCAAAAAUCUGGCUGCAUAUGCAGACCAGUUGCUUCCUGCAUUAGAUUGCGCAGACACGUUAUGACAUUAUUUAUGAAUUAGGCCAUAAACUUACUGUCUUAGGCAUUAUUUCUAUAAAAUGUCUUGCUGUUACUGCACUGUGUGAACUGUAUUAAUAGUUUGCUGCAAUACAGCUUUGAGUGCCCUUAAUAUGGUUCUCUCUUCCUUUUUUCCUUUUUUUUUUUUUUU
Molecule: messenger RNA, 940 nt
Organism: Ilex paraguariensis (yerba mate)
Lineage: Eukaryota; Viridiplantae; Streptophyta; Magnoliopsida; Aquifoliales; Aquifoliaceae
Source: the annotation of a GenBank genome assembly